UCCUCAGAAUCUCCCAGUCACCUCUUCGAGUCUGUACGGGGACCAGCGCGUGGAUUUGUCCCGAUCGUGUACACCUCGACGUUUUCCCGCUACCGGCGCGCAGCAACGAUCGCGCCGAUCGAUCGAUCGCCUACCCAGGAUGACGAGGGGGACGCAAGUCGAGGACGCGGACGAUUGACAGAAUGAUGAGGAUGUUAUCUUAUGACUGGUGGUGAAACACGGUAACAUCGAUUGUGUGGGAAAAUGGCUUUGACCGUCGUGCCCUCGGCCCGCGUUUUCAACGGAAACGUGGGGACGCAGGCCUUCGUUUCCGGCUCGACAGGCACGAAAUGCCUUUGCUGCCCUUACGGCUAUCACAUCGACCUGGACUUCGUGCGAUACUGCGAGGCAGUCGCGGCAGGAAGUGCCGGCGAUAGGUCUAGCAUCGAGAGACGUAAGAAAAGGGAGCGUCGGAGGCAAUGUCAGUCGAUGGAGGUUCUCCUCGGUCUGGUGAGUCCAACCCUCGCCGGAAUAGAGGCCGAUUUGACGAAAAUACCACAGGGACCUGCAACGACGAACGGCGUGACGAGUUCGCCGAGGUCGAGCCACGACAAGCCAGGAUACGUGCAAGUACCGACGGCCCUCGACCUCAGCGACGUGGUGGGCGACUUCGAGGCGACCCUGAGACGUUCCUCCAGAUCCGCCAACACUUCCGACAAACAGGAACGCACUGAGAACGAUGGAACGAACACGGCGACGCCAGUGCAAAACAACGCGCCGACGGAGCACACAGGGGGUGAUUUCGAUAACGCGAGCGUCGGAAGUGGAAACUCGAAUUUCAGUACAGGCGCGUUACAGAAUAUCCGAGAGCAAAUGGCGGCGUCGUUAGAACGGAUGAGGGAGUUGGAGGAACAGGUCAAGGCAAUUCCCAUGUUACAGGUGCAAGUGUCGGUGCUGAAAGAGGAGAAGCGAAAUCUGCUGCGACAAGUGGACGAGCUGAACAGAACGAGGCAAUGCAACGAGAGCGUAUUGCACAGGCACCGGAGCCAGUCGUUCUCGGAACAACGUGGCUCUCAGCGAAAUCCGAGGAACGCGGCCACUCCGACGAGAGACAUGGGAACGAUGUGCGGCGUGAUGACACGUGACGUCGGUGUUUCGCACCAGCAGGUUCGAACCCGAGAUAUCGGCAUGAUAACGAGCACGCCGAUAAAACGAUCCCUGCAACGGAGUCGAUUGCAGAUCGAAGAAAUCGUACCUGAAAUUAAAGACCAGAUCACAUUGUUCGACGAUCGAACGUCACUGAGCCUUGAUAAACUAUACUCGAGCGAUUCUCGCGACAGUUGGAGGUCGAUCGUAACUCGUGACCAACCGAUGUACGAAGACCGUGCAACGCCGGAAUUAAAGAUGAGGAAUCGUUUGAAAAGAAGUCCGCUUCAGAUGGAAUCGAUACCACCGACGAGUCCGAAGCUGGCCAGAGAUACGAAGAAAUUUCGCGAUGUUGGGGUAAACACGCGAAACAGAAUGCGAUAUCUCGUACACAGCCGAUUUGUAAUCGAAGAUAUAGCGCCGGAGGUAAAGAGGGAAGCGAAGAGAAGAUCGUGCGGAACAGCGACAGGGUUACACAUGAAGGACGUUUUAACGAAAGAUGAUGUCGCGGUUAUCGUGGACGACGCUCUCAGGAUUUACAAGAGUACCUUGAUCAAAGACACAAUUUCCAGAGGUUGCCAGUGUAACCUAGAUCCGACGAAAAUGAUCGAGAAGAGGGAUCAUUCGGUUCAGGUGGCGGAGCCGUUUAAACUGAAGACGAACGUGGGAGUGACGGUGAAACCGAGGGUGUCCGAAAUUGGAAUCGAGGUCAGAACUGGCCCCGGGACGAGGACCAUCGGCGUUGGUCCCGAUCCGCUUGCAACGCAGUCGUUAUCUUUACAUUCGAUGAACUCGAGAAGUCACUCGUUCAAUUACGGCGACAACAAGCUGAAGAGGAAACCUACGAGAUCGGUUAGCGUGAUGGUGGAUGAUUUGGUGAGGACCACGGCGAAGAGUACCGACACUUCCGGUCUAGCGCCAAGGAAACGAGAGUUUGGCACAUCGCCGAUAAAAAAGAAAUUCGCCGACGUCUCGGUUGGCGAGUCGGUCAAGCCUCACAUAUCAAUCUCGUGCGCUGCCAAUUACUGCGACAAUUGCAAGGAGACCAUAAAGAAUUUGGCGAAGCAGAUCGUCAACAACGCGGAGAACAAUAUGAAUCAUCAAAACACGAAUCUCGUCUCGAGGAUACCGAGACCGUCUCACAUACCGUUGAAUAACACGGUAGAUUAUAGGAGGCAAUUCAAGCGGCAGGAUACCUACACGAAGAUACCAGCUGCGAGUGUGAUUAGAUACGAUACCGAUAACAAGGAACAAUAUGACAAUAGCAAUCGUAUCCAGCAGUUGCAAGAGGAAAAACGAAAAGAUGACAAAUCAGAGGAUAUAUAUAAUACAGAAAAACAAACAGAUAGCGAGGAAAAACAAGAACUUCCAGAGUCUGCGUUAUUUCAACCUAUACAAGAAAAGCCCAGGAAAAAAGUUGAACCUUCGAAAGAGAUGCAAGCCGCCAUGAAAGUUCUGAAUGACAGUCUUAAAAAAUCUCCUAGCAAAAACAUCUCUCAUCAAAUGAAAAAUGCUAUUAACAUCAUCCAACAAGAAUGGUUCAAAGUCUCCAGCACAGUGAAUGCCAAUCCCUUAGAAGUAGAAGAUUAUUUAGAUUGUUUUGAAGAAUGUUCAAGUUCUAUAUUGGAGUAUAUUGUUAACAUGACUGAUUCAAGUGGGAAUACUGCAAUGCAUUAUGCAGUAUCUCAUGGAAAUUUUGAUGUCGUAUCUAUACUUCUUGAUUCAAAAGUUUGUGAUAUUAACAAAGCAAAUAUGGCUGGAUACACAGCUGUGAUGCUGGCAGCUCUAGCUGAAGUCAGAAAUUCCACUCAUGCUUCAGUGGCUAACAGAUUAUUCCAACUUGCAGAUGUUAAUAUUCGAGCAAAAUUACAUGGUCAAACUGCCUUGAUGUUGGCAGUAUCUCAUGGUCGUAAAGAUAUGACUCAAUUACUCUUGGAUGCUGGAGCAGCAGUUAACAUUCAAGAUGAAGAUGGCAGUACAGCUUUAAUGUGUGCCGCGGAACACGGACACACGGACAUUGUACGAUUGUUACUUGCGCAUCCAGACUGUGAUCCAUCAAUCGUUGAUAUAGAUGGUAGUUCUGCUCUAAAAAUUGCAUUAGAAGCGGGCAAUCGAGAUAUCGGCGUAUUACUUUAUGCCCACGAGCGUGUGAAUAGAGGAACAAGUCCAUACUCAUCGAUGAGGCGUAGGAGAGGUUCUAAACCAACAACACCUACUGGCCCUUCCCCUUCAGCCCCAGUAAGCCCAGCUCCAUCUCGACGAAUCCAUUCUUCAACAGUUUCUCUGAACACUUCAAAAUAUUCUGCUAAAUAAUUCAUGAUAUCCGAAGACUUUUUUUUUAACAUACUAUCAAAUAGUUUUCAUUAUAAUCUUAUCGUAUAAGUAAGCAACAAUACAAUCGGCGUUCCGUGUUUCCUAUAUUUAUUGCUAUCGUGUUUAUCGUCGAUUUACGAUAUUUUACAGUGUUAACUUUUUAGGAUAAAACAAUCAUGUUCUUGCCUAAUCAUUCAUCAGCCUCGGCGCAAGCAUUUAAUUUAAAGUGUCUAUUUAACUGCUCAACUUUGUAUACAAUUAUUCAAGAAAAGUUUGAGAAUGUUUUGUAAAGUUAGUUGAUAGGAAGGAUAUAUGUGAAACACGUUGUUUCGCAUCGUUAGUAGAUAGAAAGGAUUUGUAUAAAGUUUGAAACAUCUUUCUAGGUGCUAUUAAAAUGAAAAGAUGAAUCCAGAAAGGAUGAAUUUCAUUGUUGAUAAAUUUUAUACGAUGUCACGAGAGAAUAUGAAACGGUAAUUAAAAUGAUUACCUUCAAAAUUUCAUUUUUAAAUUUUUAGAAACCAUAUGUGAAAGUACAAAAAAAUUUCUUAUAUAUAAAUGCGAGUCACAGAGAAAGAAUCAAGUACGUAAUGUCUUCCAACAUCCUGUGGCAUUGAACAUUCCAAAAAACGAAUCGACAAAAAAUCUGAAUUUCUUGUCGCAGAAAGUUUUUCUUAUACAUGCUCUAUAACAUAUUCGACUGUCAGGCCUAAUUUCCGUUAAAUCCUGGGGAUCAAACUAUCAGUAGAAUAACUGUGUACUGAUACAAAUAGUGGAAAACAAUAUAUGUGUAAUGAUUACAUGGUGCACAAACGCGAGAUUUGUAAUUUUCGCGACUAAUGUUGAAUUUAUGUACGGAGAAAUUUGUAGAACUUAUUGAUGAUCGUUCGAUGUUAAAGUAGAAAUGUUAUAGAUGUGAAAGUAUAAAUAUAACAUCCGUGGAUAACAAUAAAAUAUCGAAGGGCAUACGAGAUAAAUCUACUGACAAUGAGUUUAAUAGUUGUUGACAUUAUUUCAGGGUACAUAUAUAUUAUAUCGUAUAGAAGAAAAUACAAAAAUGUAAUUUUAUUUCAUUCCUCGUUUAUCUUCGUGUUACCUUCGUGUUAGGAAUUGGAUGUCUAAGAAAAACCUUAACGUUGAACGUUUUCACACAUAGGAUUGUGAAUAUUUAGAAAUAAUGAACGUAUUUAAGUUCAACAUCAAAGAUUUAGGCUAACGCUAUAACGAGUAUUCCUACCGUUAAGAAUUUCUAUUAACGUUAAGUGACGAUUAUGUAUCAAAGAUAGUACUGAAUCAAGUAAUAGACUCGUAAAAAUCUAGAAAGUAGAUAACUACUUUUCAUUGUUUGUGCCUUUAUAUUUAACAUGUAAUUGAUAAUAAACUUGAGAAGAAACAAUAUAAGAUAAUUGUAUGAUGUAAAAUUUACCAAAAAUUAAUAUAAACAAUAUAUUACAAA
Messenger RNA from Frieseomelitta varia, 4891 nucleotides. It is a transcript of the gene Kank, whose product is annotated as KN motif and ankyrin repeat domain-containing protein 2. The record is from RefSeq and is a predicted model, not a curated record. Gene Ontology annotation, cellular component: cytoskeleton; cytoplasm. The transcript is spliced from 10 exons. Gene Ontology annotation, biological process: negative regulation of actin filament polymerization. Gene Ontology annotation, molecular function: protein binding. Bases 244 to 3438 code for a protein of 1064 amino acids. NCBI's taxonomy places the organism in Eukaryota, Metazoa, Arthropoda, Insecta, Hymenoptera, Apidae.